GACAAUUUUUGUCAUGUAAUUUGGAAUCAGUAACAGACUAUAAUUUGAAAGUAAUCUACCCAGCUCUGACAAUGAUAGGAGUACAUUUCUUUCAAAUGAAAUUCACUUAAGACAGUUCUGUGCAUUUUCUUCCUGUCAGCAUUCAAGAUGUUUGCGAAAGCCACUAAGUACCUGGUCUCUGAGAUCGACAAUGAAGGUUCCCUGAUUCCAGUGUCCCGCCUGAAUGACUCUGAUGGUCUGGCUCCUCUGGCCCUGGUCAUCAAGCGUAAUGGCUACUGGUUUUGGCAAGGGUCCAAGUACCUGCCAUCAGACUUCGAACUAAACGAUGUUCUUGUUGGAGAUCCCAUAAAUCCAGUUGUGGUUGAAACAGACUUUUUGACCUAUGAAAGCAAAGUUGUGGAUAAAAAAAGUGGAAGUGCUGCUGCAGAACUUGGGCCGGGGACCGUUAAUGUAGGAGGGGGCGGCUUCAGCACACUUAAUUCAUCGUUUGGAAACUUAAAGAAAGAGGAGGUGGAUAUCCAGAAGCUCUUAAAGGAUUCCAAAUCUAGAGUUCUGGACCUGAAGCACUCUCUGGUCCAGCAGACACGGGAGAAGCAGGGCGAGGUGCUGGCGCUAGUGAAGGAGCGAAUCAUCACCACUCAGCCCUGCACCAUCACUGAGGAUCUCCAGAAAGAUGGAACCUGCGCUGGGAUUUUUUGGUUCAAUAAAACACUAAAGGUGUCAGUCAAUGAUAAAGCAACGCCUUUUGCAAAGUUUGACACUAAUGUGUCCAUCAACAUCCCUCCCAAAACCACCAUUGCUUACAGCGUGAUUGAACUAGAGGUUGCUCACACUGGACACUACGAACUUUGCCUGCUGCCAAAUGUCAAGGGUGGUUUUCCAGUUGAAGGGCCAGUGAAGGUGAAGCAAGCAAGCACAGUUAGUGCAGCACCAGGGAAAACAACCAACAAACUACAGAAAGAUCUGGAAGGCCUCCAGGGACAGUUUGCAGUUCUCUCUAAACUCCCACCCAGCACUCGCUCCUCAUUAUUCCAGCAGAUCUCUCUGCUCCUGCAGGACAGCGCAGCCAUCAGCAAGCUGGAGGACGCACUAGAUGACCUGUGUGAUGGGAAGCAGCCUGAUCCCAGUACAUUAGAGAAGGUGCCUGCUCUGAAGGCCACGCUGGAGCUUGUACAGAAGACUGAUACAAAGCCCUCUGGAAAGAAACUGGAACCCAGCGCUUUAACUGCCAUCUAUCUGCUCAUCAGCUCAUUAGAUGAGAUGAAGGUCUCUGCCCUCUCUGAGCUCAAAUCCUGCUUCAGUUACACAACCCAGAAAGCUCUGCUUCAUCUUGUGCAAAAUAUGACUUUAAAUAAGAAGUCCUCUCUGAAAGAUGCUGCUCUGGCUGCAUUAACCGAUGAGAAAGUUUUCAAGAAGAUAACAUCCCUGUUUGCUUCCUGUAACGUGACACUGCUUAAGGAGAAGGAUUCACUCGUUACAAAAAUCAGCAACCCGGAGGAUCGCAGUCCCCUCAUGCUGUGCAUUGCAGUUCAAGGCUUGGCAUCUCUAGCGCCCCCUGUCUGAAUGGAGUACAACAGCAAAGCCAAAAUACCUGCUGUAAGCGGAGGACCAAAGGGCACUAAAGCCUGUGGGUGGACAAUCUACAAACAAAAAACUGGGACAAAAUUUUUUU
Carassius carassius (crucian carp) is the source of this 1672-nucleotide messenger RNA. Its product is annotated as gasdermin-E-like. Gene Ontology annotation, biological process: programmed cell death. The coding region runs from base 148 to 1563 and encodes 471 amino acids. The record is from RefSeq and is a predicted model, not a curated record. The transcript has 9 exons. Gene Ontology annotation, cellular component: cytoplasm. Lineage: Eukaryota; Metazoa; Chordata; Actinopteri; Cypriniformes; Cyprinidae.